AUCAUCGCCAUCGAACAGUGAAGAACUCACAGCAACAAGCCGAGAGCUGACUUGCAACGAAACAUCAAUCACUUCUCCAAUAAUAGCAAGUCUGGUUUUGAUGAGUGACAGUUUCCUCGUGUCAAGCAACAGUAACAACCAUUCGGGCGAAAUUCCCAUGGACACAGAUUCCAUGUGGGAGUACGAAUCGACGGUAUCAGGUCCGUUGGCCGACUUUGCAAAGACGGAUCGGUAUCCGCCACCCCCGCCGUUAAGUGGAAGCUACACGGAGGCUAACAAGCUUAUACCAGGCAGGACCAACUCCAAUCGAGUUGGUUGCGCACUGCCUGGCUACUACGGGAAGCAGUUUGGCGAGGAUGCUACGAUGACUGAUCUUCCUCCUCACAUUCGUCGGGCUUUGUCGAAGCAAGCGAAGCUGUCUGAGGCUGCUCCUACCAAGAUUAACUUCCAGGAGCCCGGUGUUUCCAUUUCUGGUCCUUCUAAGCAACGCAAUUCCCCGCCCCCUGGUCGCGGCCAGGGUCGCUGGGUAAAGCGCUCGGAACAGGAUCUGCAGAAGAAGAAUGAACACACUAUCCGCGCCCUUUCAAACGACAUCGAUGACAUGAUUGAGGACAUGGCCCAAUCCGGCUUAUCGGGUGUGAAACACACCCCUCUUCAAUCCAAGACCUUUGCAAAGGACAUCCCGUCGCUGGCUAAGCUAAUGAAUCUAAACGCUAGGUUCCACGACGUCUACCAUGUCAACGUCGCUCGCGUCAGUGCAAACCCGGCCGUUCCCGACGGGUCAGCUGAGCCGAAACACGGCGGGCCUAACGGUAAUAACCACACUCUGAGGGAGAUAGCAGGCAAUGUCGUUCAAGGCAACCCUCGUGUUUGGUAUCGUCCGUUCCGCAGCCCCAGUGACCAAGGCCCGUUCAAUGAUGAUCCUGAAUUUGGCUACAACAAUGGACAGCAUCCGACACUAGUCGGAGGAUAUUCGAACCCUAACAGCCUUAUUUCUCAAGAGCGUGAUGAGGCCCUCAGGGCUCGUGCCGCGGACCCUGAUCGGCAGGUGCUGGUGCAGAGGAUCACGGACGCGCGCAGCAUCAUCGAGGUGAAGGACAAGCAAGGCAACGACCGUUCCGUAUCUGAUAUGAAGUAUAUGCUAUGGGCCGUCGGCGAACUGCACUACUAUGACGCGGAACAUUGGCCCUAUCUUGAGGUCUUCGACGAGCGGAUUCCCGUGACAGAACGCCGCAUGGAUUGGUACAAUAAACAUCCCGUUACGAACCCUGCGUGGAUCGAGGGUGCGACCCCUUAUAACGUUUUUGACAUGGGGCGCACCAUGCAAUUCAAUGAUGAUGAUGAGUAUGAGAACCCUGUCAGUCCGACGACGGUACCACCGGUGAGGCAGAACCAUUCUAAGAUGAAGUUCUGGAAGAGGUAG
Molecule: messenger RNA, 1423 nt
Organism: Aplosporella prunicola CBS 121167
Lineage: Eukaryota; Fungi; Ascomycota; Dothideomycetes; Botryosphaeriales; Aplosporellaceae
Source: the annotation of a RefSeq genome assembly